AUGACUACCGACGACAGCAACUUGAUUCUUGUAGUAGGAAGCGCGAACUUUGAUAUGACAUCAACAACCACUGUUUUGCCAACCAUUGGUGAAACAGUGAUGGGAAAAGACUUUGCCACGGCCUGUGGGGGCAAAGGUGGUAAUCAAGCCGUUGCCGCUGCUCUAUGUCAAUUUGCUCCUGUUGAAAUGGUGUGCAGAGUAGGUGAUGACCGCUUUGGUGAGGACCUUCUUUCCAACUUCAAGAAAGUUGGCGUUCAAUACGACGAAGGCAAAACAGUGCUUCCCGGCGUCUCAUCGGGUGUUGCAUCCAUUGUUGUGGACGAAAACUCGGGAGAUAACAUGAUUAUUGUCUCGCCCGGUGCCAACUAUGUGUUGAACAAAGAGGAUGUCCGGGAAGCUGUAUUGAAAGCCAAACCUGCUCAGGUUGUUGUUCAACUUGAAAUAAUUCCCGAAGUGGCUUUGGAGGCUUUGAAGGCUGGAAAAGAAGUUGGUGCAAUGACCAUGCUGAAUACUGCCCCAGCCCCUGAAGGAUGGUCGCUUGAAGAUCCUGGAAAGGAAUUUUACCCAUAUGUGGAUUUGUUGAUCCUCAAUGAGACAGAGCUACAGAAGGUGUGCGGUAGUAACGAGGACGACAAAGAAGAGGAAUUGGCCAAGUCGCUGCUCCCAAAAGUGGGACGUGCAGUAAUUGUAACUCUGGGAUCUCGUGGUGCUAUGGUGGUGGAAAAGCAAGACGAUGGUUUCUCUAUUGAGUAUGCCGAUGCUCCGAAGGAGCUUCCCGCUCGGAAAGAACCAGUGAAAAAUACCGUCGGUGCAGGAGACUCAUUUUGCGGAGCAUUGUCUAGUUAUCUUUCGACUGGACUCUCACUGGCUGAGGCUGCUGGGUAUGCGUGUGGAGUAGCCAGUAUGACGGUUAGAAAGGAUGGUGCGCAAACCAGUUAUCCUUCUUACGAUGAACUCCCUGAGUGUUUGAAGCUAAAAUAA
Molecule: messenger RNA, 981 nt
Organism: Cylindrotheca closterium
Lineage: Eukaryota; Bacillariophyta; Bacillariophyceae; Bacillariales; Bacillariaceae
Source: the annotation of a GenBank genome assembly